Impatiens glandulifera is the source of this 1947-nucleotide messenger RNA. RefSeq lists its product as uncharacterized. NCBI's taxonomy places the organism in Eukaryota, Viridiplantae, Streptophyta, Magnoliopsida, Ericales, Balsaminaceae. Gene Ontology annotation, molecular function: protein binding. The record is from RefSeq and is a predicted model, not a curated record. The coding region runs from base 211 to 1716 and encodes 501 amino acids. The transcript has 13 exons.
UUAUUUGCGUCCUUCAAUUGAUGAAGCCCUAACUUCGCCGUUCAUUCAUUUAUCCAUUUCCUCUCUCAAUUACAAGAAGCUUUCGUCGACGGUUGUUGCUGAAUCAUCAGCUUCCAUUUCUAGGUUUACAAGGUACAGGAUUACUGUUUUCUGAGUGGUUCAAGAAGGUGUAGCUGUGAUUCUAAAGAGCUCUUUCUCCCUUCAUUAAACAUGCCGCCAGAACUACCGGGAUUUUACUUUGAUGAGGUGAAAAAUAGGUACUUUCCUGUCAAAGGACCAAUUCCUGGAUCAUCCCGCGCCGCUUCUUCUGUUUCUGUUUCUGCUCCCAGUUCAUCUUCUUCCACGCUAUUCAGGACGAAAAUAAAAAUUCCCAAGGCAGUUAUGGCAAGAGAGUUGCACGGCAAUGUAAUUCAUUCAAGAAAAGGCAGCUACAAUUUUCAGAUGGAAUGUCACAAGAGACAUGUGUCUCAUCCUACGGUCUGGAAAUACCGAGGGACAGAAAGUACCGGUGAUGGUGGUUUGGAACAAUUACAUAUUGAUAUAAAUAUGCCAGAUGAACUUUUAAGAACAGAUAUACUGUUAGCAGGUGGAUUAAAUGGCUCUUUGAGUCUUUUUGUAGUUGGGAAAGAAGGACGACAAUUUAUUAAUGGGAGAAAAUCCGUGCCAGAUUGUGUAUGGCCCACAAAUCCUGAAAAUCCUGAAGGGCGUGUCCAAAAUCCUGGGAAUCUCUGGAGACCUGCUGGAGCUGUGAUUCAAAUGAAUUCAAAUAUAUCUUCUAUUAAGAUGUCCAAGAAGCUAAAACGCAAUAUACUUACUGGUGCUUCAUCCAAACAACUUGUUCUGAUAACUACUCUUGGAUCUGACACAUGUGGGGGAUCUGUACAUAUCUUGAACCUCAGUGAACCAUUGGGCAAUAAUCCUACUAUUACAUCAAUGAGAAGAAGGAUAUGCAAUGUUACUCCAUUUAACACUACAGUGUGGACUGCAGAUUGCAACUAUGAUGGGACUCGAGCAGCAAUUGGCACAAGUAUGGGAGCUUCAUUACUGAAUAUAGAAACUAAUAGCAUAGCAUGGGUGAUGCGUAGCAAGAGCGAUGUCUUGUCAUUACAGCUUGAUGACUCGGGAAAUACUGUUUUAUGCGGUCUGAGAAAUGGGGCAAUAUUGACAUUUGAUACACGGGAAAAAUCUCAAUGUAGACUUCCCAGGCGUCGAAUUCCCUAUCCUUCUCGUGCAGCUGCUGAACCUCAACCAAAACGAAGGAAGGGCACACCUACUAAAUGGUUUGAAUUGAGAGGACAUAUGGAUGAAUCGAAAAACUUUUCUAUGCCCUCAUCCAUUACAUGGAUGGAAUCACUUCAAUUGUACGACCAAUACUUCUUGACGAGCUCUAUGGAUGGCCUAAUUAGGCUUUAUGAUCAUCGACUCAUUGAUAGAGGUCCAGUACAAUCCUACGAAGGGAAUGUGAAUUCUCACACUCGAAUGCAGCUUGCAGUUGAUCCAUAUGAGCGAGUACUCAUGUCAGGCGGAGAAGACUGCAAAACAAGGUUAUGGAGUAUAAAAUCCGGUGAAUUACUAUACGAGAAAAAGUUCAUGGACUCUGUUCCCUCGGUUGUGAGCUGGCCUCUGAAAGAAACAUUUGAAGGAUCAAAUGGAUGGGAUCAUAGCUGUGGGGCCUGGGUUGCAUCAGAUGAAGGAAUAUUUAACAUGCGAUGGUGACUUGACAAGAAGGAGGUAUGCGUUUUUUUGCUCAUUGUUUGUGAUGAAUACUUGACUAGAAGUGUUAGAGAAAGAAAGAUGAUGGUGUGAAAGUUAGAAGGCAACUAACCUUUUUUUUUCUUAGGAGGUUAGAUUAUGUUUUCUUGUAGCUUAAAGGAAAGACAAAAGUGGAAGUGAAUAUACAAAACAAAGUACUAUGAAAUUCAAAUUGUUUGAAAAUUUGGAACUGAA